CCAAGUCUGAAGGUUACAAGAUGAAGAUUGAAAUAUGAUGUGCAUCUCUUGAUGUGCACGUACGUAGAAAGGGACUUGUAACACCCUUGAUUCGGUUUAAGGACAAACACUAUAAUUACUGCACUCAUUAUACUUGACGUGACAUGAAGGCACCAGUUUCCUGUUCAUGAAUCCGAAGCAAAGUCAAAAAUUUGAAACUAGCGCACGCAAAGACAGGUACGAGCAGAUAUUUAGUAUCAGACUUGAUGGUACUUCUUUCUAUCUACCUCACGUUCAUUCCUCGUCAAGUAGAGUACAUCUUAAAUGGAUGACCCAUGAAAACUGCAAGGGCUGGAAACUUAUUGCACCAUUCACAGCAUUUCAAAUUUGUAAAUGUAAAUCUGCUAUCGAUUCUUGGGAAUUUUGCAUCUGUCUAAAGUAGCCAGUUCUCCUCAUCAUUCAUUUCAGCUUUGUCCGUCGGUGGCCUGAUCCACUCCCAACCCCUUCUCCUCCUCAACAUAGCCACAAUGCUUAUUGAUCAUUGCCACCUACCUUCACAUACCAUGGCUUCCAUUCGUUUCCCUGCAGAUCGCAGUUCCGAUCUCACUGUGCUUCGUGAUGCUGUUACAUUCCAGCGUACGUCUAACUUUCGAUUGUCAAUGUUUGACUCGUUUCCCAUGAUUGCUUCUUGUCAAAGAUUAACCGUGGAUUGGGCUGGACAGACAGGGUUUGAGCUUCGAACAAAGUGCCACAGCGAAUGCUAGAGCACGUCGUCUACCUCAACAUGAAUCCUAUAAUAUGAUGCUGUGUUCGACUGUUGGUGCUGGCGUUUAGCUGGAAGUUACCAUAGCCUUAAGCAGAAGUUGAGCUCCACAAUGGCUCGAAAUAGAUUUAUUGAAUACUCGAGUCUCGAACUCACCCCCGAUGGACUUCACUGGAUGGGAUCAGUGACCGCAUGGAAAGAUGUGACUGAAGCAAGUAGCUCACCUCCAGUACUGACAGCUCAGCUAGUUUCCAGUUUUCAGCAGCAGUAGGCUUGUUGAUGAGCUCGAGUCAGUCAAGAGAAAACAUUAGCAUAUUGAACAAAGCUGUCCUCUGAAUCCCUGCGAACCAUUUGAAUUUGAUGGAUGUCAUCCCCUGUGGGAUGUGGGCAGUGCAUAAACUACGGGCUUCUGCAUUGCGACAGGAGACGCAGACAUUUCAAUUGGUAUUUAAUUUUCAAAACACUCACGGCAGCUGAGAUCGACGAGGUUCAAUAGAGUUUAGAUUAUGCAAUCCUGGAACAAAGGAAGGAGAAACGAAGUUGACAUUUGAAAGGAAGUCAAUCAGUUGGUUUUCUGCAACUGAAGUUUGACACGAAUCUGAGAAAAAGAUGAAAGCAUAACGCACGGUGUACAUAUUAUUAUUUUAAGCAGUUGCC
This is a messenger RNA of Marchantia polymorpha subsp. ruderalis, 1399 nucleotides long. Lineage: Eukaryota; Viridiplantae; Streptophyta; Marchantiopsida; Marchantiales; Marchantiaceae. The record is from the annotation of a GenBank genome assembly.